GGAACGGCCGGGGCGGAGCGAGGACACGCCGGGCCUCUCGGGUCGCAAAGUCUGAGCUGCCCCCGACCCUGGUGCUUCCGGCGGUCGGUCCGUCUGUCCAGCCAUGGCCGUGCCGGGCCCCGCGCCGCGGAUCGCGCUGCCGCUGCUGCUGCUGCUGCUACUGGCGCCGCCGCCGGGGGCCCAAGGUGAGGUGUGUGUGGCUUCCAGUGGACGCGGCUUCCCUGAAUUCUGUCCUGUGUUCUGCUGUGGCACCUGCAGUGACCAGUAUUGCUGCUCUGAUGUGAGGAAGCAAGUGAGCUGUGCUGAGGCCAGUGUGGCUGUUGCUAUGAACACAGCCCCGGGGGAGCAGCUGGGCACAGCUCUGAAGUUCAGCAUGGACGAUGAUCCCAUGUCAGGGUUCGGGGCGACGGUAGCCAUUGGCCUGACCAUCUUUGUGCUCUCCGUGGUCACCAUCAUCAUAUGCUUCACUUGCUCCUGCUGCUGUUUGUACAAGAUGUGCCGCAGACCACGUCCGGUCGUGACCACUACCACGUCCACCACUGUGGUGCAUGCCCCGUACCCACAGCCUCCUCCAAGUGUGCCACCCAGCUACCCUGGACCAACCUACCAGGGCUACCACCCCAUGCCUCCGCAGCCAGGGAUGCCAGCAGCACCCUAUCCAGUGCAAUACCCACCACCCUACCCAGCCCAGCCCAUGGGCCCACCAGCCUACCACGAGACAUUGACUGGAGGAGCGGCCAUGCCCUACCCUGUCAGCCAGCCUCCUUACAACCCAGCCUACAUGGACCCACCGAAGGCUGGCCCUUGAGCACGCCCUCCGUCUCUGGCUGCCACUGAUGUGUGAAUGUGUGUGAAUGCAGACACGGUUCUCUUUGUUAGUGGUUGCGUGUGUUGUCUAUUCACAGGCUUUUUACAAUGCUGACGUGGUGGUGAGCGAUCCUCGCCAGAGAUGCUGGGAUAUACUUUGUUCUCUUCCUCCCUUGACAUUAUGCUUCUUGAAAUUACAAGACUCAAAGAAUGACUCAAAAGAGCUCUUUUCCAGACCACCCCCAGGAGACCAGAGGGCCAUGUCACACUAGAGUCACACAGUGUUUUUUCUUUUCUUUUUUCUCUCUUUUUUUUUUUUUUUUUUUUGUGGCAGCAUGCAUGUGCUCUCCUUUUGGUGGAAUGGCCACUGCUUGUGGCCAUGAAGAGCCAGAGCCAUGCUACGGGCAGGUGGGUAAGGCUUGUGGCCCAGCAAUAGGGUUUAAGUCAUUAUAGUGGGAGUUCCCAAGCUCCUGGGCCUGUGCUACGCCCAGUGAGGGCAGACAUCAAAGCACCUCAGGCAGAGCCUCAUCCUCCCGUAUGAACUGUCUGCCCAGAUUUUCCCUACCUUCUCCCUGGUAUUGCCAGGGAGCCAUGUGCACCCACAGGUCACCCUUACGGGUGCCAGCCCAUGACAGGUGGUCAGUGUGCCACCUACACACUCAGGUGUCUCCCCCCUGCAGUGUAUCUGUUUUACCUGUAGCCAAAUAUUAUGCCUUAUCCUGUUGCAAAUGGUGUGUGAAAAUUUCAGUGGGCUGAAGCCACUGGGACAUGAAUAUCCCAUUGAGAGGGACCAUCUGACGCUUGUCAUUCCCUGCUUCCUCCAACGACAGCCCCAGCGAGUAUCCAGCUUCUGUGCUUGUCAAGAUUGUCUGGGCAGUGGGACCCUUGGGUCAAGGGGCAAUGUGACCCAAGAUGGAGGGGAACUCUGGGUGACAGCUCAGACCCAAACUUGAAUUCCCCCGUGUUCCCGGCCCUCUGUUCAUUCUCACCAGGUCUUUCCUAGCUUUGUACCUGUUCAUGUGUUUCUGUGAGUGUUGUUUAUAAUAAAGGCAAACUUUUGGA
Molecule: messenger RNA, 1869 nt
Organism: Sorex araneus (European shrew)
Lineage: Eukaryota; Metazoa; Chordata; Mammalia; Eulipotyphla; Soricidae
Gene: SHISA5
Product: shisa family member 5
Exons: 6
Coding region: 104-808 (234 amino acids)
Biological process (GO): positive regulation of canonical NF-kappaB signal transduction
Cellular component (GO): endoplasmic reticulum
Source: RefSeq, a predicted model, not a curated record